Chaetomium fimeti is the source of this 1328-nucleotide messenger RNA. RefSeq lists its product as uncharacterized. Gene Ontology annotation, biological process: sphingoid catabolic process. The record is from RefSeq and is a predicted model, not a curated record. The coding region runs from base 281 to 859 and encodes 192 amino acids. The transcript is spliced from 3 exons. Gene Ontology annotation, cellular component: endoplasmic reticulum. Lineage: Eukaryota; Fungi; Ascomycota; Sordariomycetes; Sordariales; Chaetomiaceae.
CAACUCGGCCAAACAUCGCCCGAACAUCCCUUCAACACGAGAUCCACCACCUCUUUUUGUUGACUACGUUGUUGGAAAUUGGAGGCCCGAAGGCCCCUGAACACGCGGAACUUCAUUCCUGUAGCCACGCUGGCUUGCGCUAGUUAGGUUGGGGCUUUGCCCUUGUCCCUAAAUGCCGUUCAAGUCGGGCCUGUCCAUUCCUCAUUCGUCAUCCUCUCACUUCUUGCCUCUUUUCGUGCAUCAUCACCCUUUUUCGGUUUCGGGCGCCCGAUAAUUCGCCAUGUCCCUCGACCUCGAAAGGCAGCUCACCUUCUAUGGUGCAUAUCACCAUAACCAAGUGAACGUAAUAAUUCACAUGGUUUGCGUGCCGCUAAUUCUGUUUUCCUUUUUCGAGCUCGCUUCCAAUUACGGCCCCUUUUUCACACCACCGCCAUGGCUCCACGUACCCUAUCUCGAGCUAAACUUGGGAACCAUUGCGGCAAUGAUAUGGGGCGGACUGUACCUCCUCCUUGAACCUGUUGCGGGGGGUGUGCUUGCACUCAUUUGCCUCGCUGCCGCGGCUGGGACCAACUACCUCCGGCUGCAGGACCCCGCCGGCACAAAUCAGAUUUCCAUCGCGGUACACGUUGUCUCUUGGAUCGCGCAGUUUGUCGGCCACGGCAAGUUUGAGGGGAGGGCACCGGCAUUGCUCGACAACCUCUUCCAGGCCGUUUUUCUGGCUCCGUUGUUUGUCUGGCUCGAACUGCUGUUCUUGGUAGGCUACCGCCCCGAGUUGAAGAGGCGUGUCGACAAGGCCGUCAAGAUUGAGAUUGCCAAGUUUCGCGAGCAGAAGGCGAAGAAGGCCGGAAAGGCCCAGUAGUUGGGUCACAGCCCAGGUGCCGAGAUGCCGUUGCCGUAAACAAGGGAUUGGCACAUGGGCGGAAGACAAUCUAGAUGAGAAGGUUCUGCAAAGAAAAGCCGGGGCCGACAGAGCCAAUUACACGCUUUCUACAUCGGCUGGAGGGGGGAACUGGAACUGAGGUUUAGGACUGGUACCUCUUGGUUAUCGAGGAACUUGAACGGUAGCUAUAAGUCGGGGAUAGCACCGUGUCAAGACACAGGCGUGCCACCUGUUCGCGCUGGAGCUUCACAUCGUCCCUUCGUUUCACCACAGGUCAUUGAGCAGAGUGCUUUCUGGAUGAGCAUUCUGUCAAGAGACGCGGAGUUUCCGAACCAAUUGGACAGUUAACACGGUCCGGAAGAGGGUUGAGGGGGUGCAGUAAUACGGAAGAGGAUAUAGUUCGCCUAGAAUUGUGGUCACUGUUCAAAUCUACCCGAUCUCCCUCUCC